AUCCGCUAUGUCAUUCGAACCGAGGGCCUAUGUUUCUCCGUUUUAAAUGAGGAAUAAGAUGAUCCACAGAAAAAAGAAACUCAUCUUUGCGUGGAUGUUCACGUGCCUUUUGCUGGGGAAUCAGUGCUUAGCAGUUACCAAACAGUGGCUACCCAACACAAAUUUUGAUAAUCCAGCUAACUGGAAUAAGGGAAGAGUGCCGUGUGCAAAAGACAGAGUGCAACUUCAUGGGAACAAGCCGGUCUCUGUUUCUCUAAGGAGCAGUCAUAUUAUUUCAACUUUGAGUUUACCAAUGAAUGGAGAAGUGCUCUUUUAUGAUGGUGCUGAGUUAAGUUUCAAUGAAGAGGUAUCAACUGAUUGUGAAGAUCUUGGUGACAUUCACUUUGUAGCAUCCAUCCAAAACUGGUUUAACCCUUACAACUGGCAACAGAUGGGAGUCAACAAAGAGCCAUUCAGGUCAUCCCCAGUCUCCAUCCUUCAUACAGACAACGUGCCUUGUGUACAUGACACUGUUGUCUUUCCACAGGCCAGCUCCUUUAUGGUCAAGUCUGUUUUGCCUGUCAGGGUAGCAGCUGUUGAACUGCUUGGGGAGGCACAAAAUUCCAUAAGUUUUAAGGAUUUCUGUAACAGUGCAUCUGGAAGCAUGCAGUUCAACUUUAUUGGUCCAACUAAUAUCACAGCAGUGCAGUGUGAUGACAGGACUGGCUGUGCAUGUGGAUAUUGGAAGUUUGCUGAAACUAUCUGUAGCCAUGUGAAAUGUGAGGAGCCUAUUUGUGCUGGUGCUUUUAGACCAGAAGGAAGCUGUUGUGAUGUCUGUGGAACUUUGCUCGGACUAAGUUUGGAGCAAGACUUCACAAUGAAUGAUUUCAAACAUCGGCUGGCAAAUUUCUCUCAGACUGAAUAUGAAGGAGUAAGUGUUGCAACUUCCAAAACAGAAUCAAACUUUGUCCAAGUUUUGUUAAUAGAUCAGGAGGGUGGCAAUGGAGCACAGAAGGCUGCUGAACAACUCAAGGAAGUCUUGAUUUCAGAUAAAAGUUUCAAUGUGGCUGGUGUUAGGGUUCUUGAACAGUCAGGUGACAAGGCUAUUGCUGAGAAACCAGAGAACCGUUUGAUCAUUCCACUGGCAGUAGGACUUUGUCUUCUCUUCCUGUUUCUAGUUGCUGUCAUAUUCCUAAUCUGCAGUUGCACAAAAAGACAGAGCCACUCAUUUGUUACAGUGGCAGAUGGUGAUAUUGAGCUUACCAACAUUGGUAACAACCAAGCUGUAGAUUAUAAAGAGAAUGGGGAGUUGGGGGAGAAGCAAUCUUCUGGUCAGGAUGCUUCUGGCGAGAUGACAGUGGAAAAUCCCCUCUAUGAAAGUUCAACAAAGUGAAGAAGCUGAGAAACAAAUCAGAUAUGUCCUGCUGAUUGUCAAGAGGAAGAUUUAUCAAAGUGAUCCUCACUUUUCAUGCAUAGGCAGGAAUUUUCAAAUUUGUGUAAACUCUGUAACCCCUAAGGGUAUGUGGCAUCUAAUUUCUCUCUAGGGUAUUACUGUUGAAUCAAAAUUAGGUUUAUAAGAACUUGAGAAAUGAUAAAAAACUUGAAGAGCUCUUGAUUGUUUGCUUAAUUCUCCUUGUCAGUGCCAUAGGAAAUGUAUAGAGAAUGCUAUGUAUGGAGAAUAUACAUGCUUGUGACAGACUGUUAAUACUGAAAGAGUGCAUAUUAGUUUUGCUUCACUUUACUCUGCAAGUAAUCUCUAGCACCAGAGACAAUUCUCUUUUCUCUCUUAUUUUUAGGAUUUUAUCAAAUAAAUGUGAAUUUAUCACUGGAAA
Molecule: messenger RNA, 1811 nt
Organism: Pocillopora verrucosa
Lineage: Eukaryota; Metazoa; Cnidaria; Anthozoa; Scleractinia; Pocilloporidae
Source: RefSeq, a predicted model, not a curated record